Messenger RNA from Chiloscyllium plagiosum (whitespotted bambooshark), 4202 nucleotides. It is a transcript of the gene cep41, whose product is annotated as centrosomal protein 41. NCBI's taxonomy places the organism in Eukaryota, Metazoa, Chordata, Chondrichthyes, Orectolobiformes, Hemiscylliidae. Gene Ontology annotation, biological process: cilium assembly. The record is from RefSeq and is a predicted model, not a curated record. Gene Ontology annotation, cellular component: ciliary basal body.
UCAGAGCGAUGUUUAAAUGUCAGUGGCGGUUAUUGCCGCUGGGUUCGUCAGGGCUUUAAAUGAAUUUAUUUAAUUAAUAAUUUAAUUAAUAUAUUUAUUGUUUGGUUGUUCGGUCCGUCGAAGAAGCCGGAGGCCGAGGGUUAAGCGAUGUCAGUGAAGAGUUCGAUUGGGAAUCCUGAGUUUCUGAAGAAAAGAGUUGUACCAAAUCCAAAAUAUCAUUAUGUUCGAGCACGAAUUGAUACUGGACAUAGCCUUUCAAAGUAUAUGGAAAAAAUUGAAGAAUUAAGAAAAAAUUAUAGAUAUAAAAGAGAUGAAUUAUUCAAAAGGUUGAAAGUCACCACAUUUGCCCAGCUGGUGCUGCAGGUGGCUUCUGUGAAUGAACAAGGUGAACGGAUGUUUAGCGAACAGCAACAGGAAGAAGAUUCACAUUCAGUGCUUUCCGCACCAGAGCCUGAACUCCUUGCAAUAAAGGACAAUGAGGAACGAUGUCCUAUGGAAGUGCAUCAGAAAUCCCCUAUAGAAUUAAUAAGUAAUGAAGAUUCAGUUGAGAAACCACUUUCAGCACGCUCCACUCUUCAAAGUGUUAUAAGUGGUGUUGGGGAAAUAGAUCUGGAGAAAGAGAAUCAGAAAUUGUCCCAGCCUGAGCUCUGUCUCUGUUCAGAGAAAACAGAUGGACCGUACCCAGACUGCCCUUACUUGCUUUUGGAUGUACGUGAUCGUGAUGCCUAUGAUCAAUGUCACAUUAUUGGAGCCUACAGUUAUCCUAUUGCAAUGCUGUCCAGGACGAUGAACCCUUAUACAAAGGAGAUUCUAGAAUACAAAAAUGCAUCUGGGAAAAUCAUCCUGCUUUAUGAUGAAGAUGAACGGAUAGCUAGUCAGGCUGCCACAACACUGUGCGAGAGAGGUUUUGAGAAUCUUUUUAUGCUAUCAGGUGGGUUGAAAGUUGUUGCCCAGACAUUCCCAGAAGGGCUAACCACUGGAUCAAUUCCACUGUCAUGCCAGCCUCCAGUUUUUCUGCCAUCUCGCCAGAGGCAAUCAACACCUCAGGAACCUCUACGCCCUGCAGAGGAUAAACUCCGAUUUGCUAAAGAUGAUUUGAGCAAGAUCCAGCAUUACCUGGAUGAAAUUCUAGUACCAUCUAAUUCACCCAGCAGCUUCAGUCAUCUCUCAUCAUCGAGAACACAAUUGAAGUCAUCCAGCAGCUCUGUUCGUGCCCAGACAGGCAGCAUCCAAAAUAAACCAUGGAAAUAAUGAACAGAAUGUUAAUCCUUCACCUCUCUUAAUACUUCUACUUUUUUUUAAUCAUUAGCUACUGUAUUGCAAAAGAGCUCGAGAAAAAAGUUAUCACUGACAUUCUUUAAAAAAAACUUGAAGCAAUCUAUAGAAAUAGAUGCUUUUGAAAACAAUAGCCAACGUACGUUUUGAGGAAAAGCAACGUAGUGCACUACUUGGAUUUAAAUUACCCACUUGAAUCUUAUUAAUAGCUUUAACUCCAUCCAAAACGCGUGGAAAAGAUUAAAACAGGAAAAUAAGGGAAAACCUGUUCAGCACUAUUAACAUUACUGAGUCCUGUGUUGUCAAGCACAGGUUUUGAAUACACAAUAAAUAGAUUUGGAUGUAGAAAUACAGAUACAAUACUUACUGCACCAUAAGAAUACCCUCACACAAAGUACUGUCCUUUUUUUAUUUUCCCUUUGGUUCCAAAGACAAAAUGAGGAAAAUAUUCUUUUCUGUCUCAUCACAGAACUCUGGGCUAAUCCCAGUCAUUGGUUUUAAGCGAUUUUAUUUUCUUCCUUCCCCACAACUAUCAUUUGAUGAUUAAUGACUACCUCAGAAAUGAAACUGUUGACAAUUUUUUUCAGCUAGUGACAUGUCCUAAAUGGUACUUAAUGCAAUGCAAAGGAAUUAAAUAGCAGUUGAAGAGAUUCUUAUCAUUCCAACAGUACAUUAGAUUGGUAACAUGCCAACAUAUAACAUGCUCAAACUCUACAAUGGAAUACAAGUAAUGAAUUUAUAAACCUAGUGCACUUUGAGCUAUUUAUCAAAAUUUUAACUACCCAUAUUGUUAAAUUUGUUAAAUCAACUCAGAACAUUUCCACUGGCAUAUAUAUCAUUGUGUCAGGGCAGCAUAUCAUAAACCAAUGUGAAAAGUUUCUUGGGUUAGUAGUUUGUAUCCUGUUUCAGUUUGCAACUGAGCCUCUGAGAGCAAAUGUAUAGCCUGACUGAUGUCUCAGUAAAUACAUAAUGAAUGCACAUGAAUAUGGCUUCAGCAUUCUUUGAAAUGAAGUCUAUGCAUGUACUGAACUGGAUUGUGGUGUGCUCAGUGCCUCUCAUUGCCAUGCAUUGUUACCCUUGAUUUGUAGGUAUUUGUACUUCGUUAAGUUUAUUUUCAAUUGCUGCCUUUGAUUUAUUUUCUUUUAAUUUCAGUGCAGCUGCCUUGAUACAGUAUGAAGCUAUUGAUAGUUUUUUACAUGUAUUUCAAAAAAUUUGUCUUUCUUUCCUGUUUACCAAAACCAGUGGAAUUACUUUAAUUGUCAAAUUUCACUCUCUUCAAAGAGAUUCUGGUAUCUUCAGAAACACUUUAGGAUUCCACAAUUCCAUUUGUUAUUGUAAAAAAAACAAAGUUAACUUUCCCAAUUUUCAAUUUUAAAGUGAUUAUGCUGUUUAGAUCCAUCUCAGUCUGGCAACUUAUAGGGACCUAGCAAACAGGGGAAUAGUGUUAUGGUUAUAUCUCUGAUUUUAAUUUACUUGUGAGACCUAGAGUAACAUUCACCUAUGUCAUGCUUUUCUGGAGCGAAUUAAACUCUAUUUUAGCCAAAUGUGCAAAUUAACUGAAUGUGCAAACCCUAAAAACUAUUUUGAUGGUCUGUGCUUCUAUGAGAAAAUGAAGUGAGUCAAGCCGACAACAAAUUAUAUCCUGUUGAUUCACAGAUUGACUGCGCUUAUUGACAAGUUCCUGGCUACAAUCAAUGAGUUGAUCAGUUUUUUUUCUUUUGCUUCCAAUUUUGAAGGCCUUUUUCUUCCACCACCAUGUAAGUGUAGCAAUAUGACUCAUAGAUGCUCACAGUAGUGUGUUUCAUCCUGAUACCCCUGUCUCUCUCCCAAUGAGCCAAAUUAAUACUUGUAUAUCUGCACAAAGCUGAAGUUGUCUAUGUUUUCUGUCUCUGUUUAAAAGGUUUUUACUUGUGCUGAGAAAAUGUGGCAGUGUUUUCUCAAUGACCUGUCUUUUUCCAAAUACAGACAUUCGUUGGGUGAUUAUUGUCUAAAUGUGUUGACAAGUUAAUGAGAAUAGUAACGUAGCAGUGUCCCAUUAUUGUUGGGUAUAAGAUUUUGUAGUGGCCAGUAGUCUUCCAGCAGGGAGUCAUCUUUCCUAACUAUAUACACAAAAUGCAGCUCAUUGCCAUGGCUACCUUCUAAGGACUUUCUUUUAUUGUUAAUUGAGUCUCAAAUACAAUUGCACAGUUGUUCUCCUUUCCAGCAACAACAUUCAGAGGAAAAUUUAAUACACACAACAGCAAAGUUGGAUAUGCAAGUACUAAUCACCAUAUGGCAUUAAGUCAGACAGAAUUGGCAGGUUCAUGUUUUCUAAAGCAUGGAUCUUGAGCCAGAGGACUGAAAACCCUCAGAGCCAAUAAAAAAAAUACUGUGAUAGACAUGCACAUUUUUAAACAGAAUUUACCUGACAAGGAUCUAAAUGAGGACCCCUCGGAGAUUUUCACUUCCCUAGCCCAGGGAUACUAGGAUUCAACCGUAAGUGACCUUAAUACAUUACCCUGAGUGUUACUGAUUUAGUGCAGAUCAGAGAUCAAGCUUGUAAGCAUCCUAGUCUGAUUUUUAAAAAUGUUUCUUUUUACACGUUCUGCUGUCUUGUAUGAAGAUGUGAAAUGUUGCCAAUAGAUAUGAUGUGCAUAUUGAUGGUCUUUGAGUUAUUCUUUGUCGAGGAGUUUCCUGCUCUAAUAUCAGGCAUCCAGUAUGAGACCUGGAACAGAUCAGAUCAUUAUAUAAUGGGCAUACUGCUAGUAAAAACUGCAUCCCAGAAGGAUACUUCAUAUUUUGCUCCUUAUAGUUGUUCUGCAUGUUUUGUGAAUGUCAACUAGAUGAUUAUAGCUGUGGCAUUGGUCAAGUGAUGUUGGAUUUUGGUUUUGAACAUAGAAGUCUGUACAUUUUGUAUUUUUAAAAUAAAAUGUAUUUGUUUUAAAUUU